Rosa chinensis is the source of this 1706-nucleotide messenger RNA. Its product is annotated as pentatricopeptide repeat-containing protein At4g14190, chloroplastic. Lineage: Eukaryota; Viridiplantae; Streptophyta; Magnoliopsida; Rosales; Rosaceae. The record is from RefSeq and is a predicted model, not a curated record. Gene Ontology annotation, molecular function: protein binding. The transcript has 3 exons. The coding region runs from base 22 to 1581 and encodes 519 amino acids.
CAAAAUUCCCAGGAGACUCAUAUGGAGAGCGUGGUGAACUUCCCGUGUAGCCAUUGCAAGAUAGCCCAUACAUGGAGCUUCAAACACAACACCGUCCUCUUCCCCAAAACCCAAACCGCAAAACCCUCCACCAAAACCAAAACCAAAUCCCUCCCCUCUACUCUUUCUCGUUGCCAUGCCCAGUUCUUCUCACCACCACUACCACCGCAUAACACCAGUUCCCCAAAGCACGCCACCCUCCAUUCCCAUGAAUACCACAAGCUCAAAGCCUUACUGGAGAUUCUCAUGGAGAAGGAGUGUUGCCCUUUGCAAGUGCUUAGAGGUGAUGGUGAUUGGACCAGAGACCAAUUCUGGGCUGUCAUCAGAUUCCUCAUACAUGCUUCCAGGCCCAAGGAAAUCUUGCAGUUAUUUGAUAUAUGGAGGAACAUUGAGAAAUCGCGGAUUAAUGAAUUCAACUACAGCAAGAUAAUAGGAUUGUUAGUUGAGGAGGACCUGAUUGAAGAGGCGGUGCUGUGCUUUCAGGAUAUGAAGACUCAUGGUCUUAGGCUGUCUGUGGAAGUAUAUAAUUCAAUUAUUCACGGUCUUUCGAGAAAUGGAAACUUUGAUGAUGCUGAACUCUUCCUUAACGAGAUGAAAGAAACGAAUUUGGCCCCAGACACUGAUACUUAUGAUGGGCUCAUUGAAGCUUAUGGAAAAUAUAGAAUGUAUGAUGAGAUGGGUAUGUGUCUGAAGAAAAUGAGAUUAAAUGGCUGUUCACCAGACCAGAUUACCUAUAAUUUGCUUAUUCGAGAGUUUGCACGUGGAGGGUUACUGAAAAGGAUGGAAAGAGUAUAUCAAUCCAUGGUUUCAAAAAGAAUGGAUUUGCAGGCUCCUACUUUGAUUGCAAUGCUGGAAGUUUAUGCAAAAUUUGGGAUCUUGGAGAAGAUGGAAGUGUUUUAUAGAAGAGUUUUGAACUCGAGAGCAAUUUUAAAGGAGGAUUUGAUUAAGAAAGUUGCAGAAGUUUAUAUUGAGAACUAUAUGUUUUCCAGAUUAGAGAUCUUGGGAGUUGAUCUUUCUCCGAGAUUUGGUCAGACUGAUCUCGUUUGGUGUGUGCGUCUCCUUUCUCAUGCUGGUAUUUUGAGUCGAAGAGGUAUGGAUUCCGUCAUUCUAGAGAUGGAAGAAAAAGGUGUCCCAUGGAAUGCAACGGUGGGAAACAUAAUAAUGCUAGCUUAUUUGAAGAUGAAAGAUUUCACCCGCCUGAGAAUCAUGUUCUCCCAAUCACUAACCCAUGGUGUGGAGCCCGAUAUGAUCACUGUUGGAAUUCUAUUUGAUGCAAUUAGGAUUGGCUAUGAUGGGUCUGCGAUUUUAGAUGCAUGGAGGAAGCAGGGUUUUCUUUACAAAGCAGUUGAAAUGAACACCGAUCCUCUUGUUAUUACUACAUUUGGGAAGGGGCAUUUCCUCAGGAACUGUGAAGCAGCAUACUCCUCUCUUGAACCUGAAGUUAGAGAAAAGAAAACAUGGACUUACCAAGAUCUCAUUGAUUCAGUGUUCAAAGACAAUCAGUGUAACCUCAGUAAGAGGGACUUAAUGAAGUCAAGAUAAGCUAUAUAGUGAUGCUCAUAAGUUUGGCACAAAGGAAGGCUCAAUUUGGGACUACUGGCUGCAAUUUUAUGCAGAUGAAGGAGGUCGCCGCUUAUCUAACCCAGAGACAUUCGCAGUAAUCUCUU